UUCCACCACGAGGGAAAAAAAUCGGGAAGAACCACGUGUCUUAUUUAAUUUCCUCUUUUUUCGGUAAAUUAUCCGCAAUGGCCAAAGGAAAACUUCUCUUACCGAAGAAAUUAGUCUCUAAAAUAAGGCCGGGUUCCCGCUGCACACAGCUCGAGAAAUUGCGUCUGAUGUUGCCCUGUUCACCCAUCCUGUUGCAUUCCAAGCAGGCCAAGACGCUUGUAACAGCCAACCUUUAUCUUCGCUGGCUCGACGGAGGCGUCAAAAUCCUCCCCCAGGCACCAAGGACCACAGAUGUACGCAACUCCAUUGGCUGUCAUGCGCGGGGAAAGAACAUCUGUGUUCACAGCGUCAGGUGUGGCUCCGAGAACAGCGCUUUCACGGGAAACGACGCACCGCUCCGGUCAACAGUCAACGGCGCUAAGGUGAAGGGUGUUUCCUCUUAUAUGUGUUUAUGUAAUUUAUGUGACAUACAGGAUGCCUGCCCCUCGCCGUUCUCCCCGACGAGGAGAACAGACCCGGCAGACCUCCGUAAGAUCCGCAUUCGGCGAAUCGUCUCCUGCGGCCCCGAGGACCGUCGGCCAGGGAACGGGGCCGAGUCGCGUCCGCUCCUGCUUCCGCCGAGCAGGUCGAGGCGGGAAGCGAAGAAGAGUUCCUUCGCCAAGGUCGACGGCUUCUUCCUGCACGUGAGCGCCUCGCCACCCCGCAGCCUGCAGUCUCAGAGGGGCCCUGCUACCCACGCCCCCUGGCCGCAGUUUAAGAUCGACCUCGAGAACUCUCCGUUGCGACGUUUGCUAGACGCGCAUGAGGACGCCUCCCUCUGCAGACGGGGCGGAUGCCUCGACCUCGCACCGCGCCCCGGCGAAGCUAGCGCCCCUCCCUCGCCUCGCGCGUGCCUCCUACUCUCGCCCUGGAACACCCAUCGCUUCGUGCCGCAGAGCCCCUCGCAAUUCAUCUACCAGGCUGAGUCCUUCCUCGAUUGCAGUGCUGGGUUGGAGUGCUCUCCUUCGCCUCCCGGGCAUUGCAAGAAACUUUGCUGAUGGCUGAUCGCAAUGAAAAAAUCAGCAGAAAAGGAAAAUAUAGUUAAUGAAAGGAUAGUGGUAACUUUUUCCGAGGCACUUUCAUGCUAACACUAGUUUUUACAUCUGACAGCGAUAUCUUUGAACAGGAAAGGAAUCUUUAUGUUAUUUCAUUUUGUUCACCCUUUUCUUCAUAAUAUCCUCCUCACACAAAAAUAUGUUGACGUGUACCUGUAGUAUGGGUGAUCUAUACCAUCAGGUGGCAUUGACAAAGUAAAUUUUAACCGAUAUAGGUA
This is a messenger RNA of Penaeus monodon (black tiger shrimp), 1312 nucleotides long. RefSeq lists its product as uncharacterized. The coding region runs from base 78 to 1037 and encodes 319 amino acids. The record is from RefSeq and is a predicted model, not a curated record. The transcript has 5 exons. Lineage: Eukaryota; Metazoa; Arthropoda; Malacostraca; Decapoda; Penaeidae.